This is a messenger RNA of Culicoides brevitarsis, 1525 nucleotides long. Its product is annotated as hsc70-interacting protein-like. Bases 119 to 1336 code for a protein of 405 amino acids. The transcript has a single exon. Gene Ontology annotation, molecular function: Hsp70 protein binding; protein dimerization activity. The record is from RefSeq and is a predicted model, not a curated record. Lineage: Eukaryota; Metazoa; Arthropoda; Insecta; Diptera; Ceratopogonidae.
UGUCAUCUAGAACAAUCGAGCCGCCAUUUGUUUUCACACCGCUAAAUAAAAAGGUUAAAAUUUGCAUUAACGAUCGCCAAAAAAAUCUGAAUUUACGUCACAAAACAACGAAAGAAAAAUGUCGUGCCCCAUCGGAAAAGAGGAGCUUGCCAAACUAAAGGCCUUCAUCUCCGUUUGCAGUGCUCAACCGCAACUUCUCAACAUGCCAGAACUCGAGUUUUUCAAAUCUUUCAUCGAAAAAUUGGGAGGCAAAGUUCCCGCAGCUCCAACUUCGCAAAAAUCCGCGCAUGCCGAAGCGUCGUUCACAUCGACAAAAGCUCCCGAACCCGAACCUGAAGUCGAAUCCGAAGAAGAGCCCGAAUCUGACUUGGAAUUAGACAACGAGGGAUGCGUCGAACCGGAUUCCGAACAACCCGAAAUGGGCGACGAGAGCAAAGAACCCACGGAAGAAGACGAGGACAAGGCAAGCGAGUUCCGUGGCAAAGCAGCGGGCGCCUAUUCGGAACAAAAAUUCGACGAAGCCGUAAAAUUGUACACGGAAGCGAUCAAAUUGAAUCCGCGCAGUGCUUUGUUCCACGCGAAACGCGGGCAAGUCUAUUUGAAGCUCCGCAAACCAAAUGCCUGCAUAAUCGACUGCAAUCGUGCGUUGGAAUUGAAUGCCGAUUCAGCAGCUGCUUACAAAUUCCGGGGACGAGCUCAUCGUUUGUUGGGCAAAUGGGAAGAGGCAGCCAAAGAUUUGCGUCAAGCAUGCAAACUCGACUUUGACGAAGAAGCUGACGAAUGGUUACGCGAAGUUACGCCGAACGCGAAGAAAAUCGAGCAACACAAAUUGAAGCAAGAACGCAAAAAAAUGGAACGCGAAGAGAAACAACGCAAAGAACGUGUUCGUCGUGCCCAAGAAGCGAAUCGUAAGGCACGCGAGGAAAAUGUUCAUGCCGAGGCACAUGCUUCUGCAGGCGCGGGAGGAGAAGAUUUCAUGAGUGGCGAAGGCGCCGACUUCUUAAAUGCAUUCAAAGAUCCCGAAGUUGCUGCCGCGAUGCAAGAUAUCCUUCAAAAUCCGGGAAAUAUCUCGAAAUACAUGGGAAAUCCAAAGAUUAUGAACUUGUUGAGUAAAGUUUCCGGGCAAAUGGGCGGCGGCGGAAUGCCAUUUGGUGCUGCGACAGGAGGUAUGCCCGGCGGAAUGCCCGGAGGAUUCGGAGGAAUGCCCGGAUUUGGAGCAGGAGGCAUGCCAGGCUUUGGAAUGCCCGGAGGAAUGCCCAAUUUCGGGGCAGGAGCAACGCCAAAUCCUUCAAAUGCACCACCAAAGCCCGAUUUUCAUGAUGAUGGUUUAGAUUAGACUUGAGAAUUUCCUAUGAGGAGAAGCCAGAGUGUCAUUUAAUCAAAUAUUAAUUCUAAAAGAGGUGAAAAAAUUUCCAUAUUACUUAAAAAUUUAAAAAUAUAAAAAAAUAUAAUUUUCAUUUGCGUGUUCGCUCAAUGAAGCAAAAAAAAAAUGAUUAUGAAAUAUAAAGCUUUUUUUCCAAAAAAU